AUGAAGUGCGAUUAAGAGUAGGUUGAAGAGGUGUAUUAGGUUUUGGCUUUGUCUAAAAAUGUUGAUGAAGUAAUCUUCCCUCUCCUAAUUAAAAUGUUGAAAAGAUAAAAAAUAUUUGACUGUCAAGAAUUUCUUUCAUAAGUUCAAAAUCAAUGGUAAGUAGAAAGAGAAGGUUAAGACUUAGAAAAUUCAUCUCAUCUUGAUGAAGAAUAGUUGCUCAAUGCUGAAAAGAAAGACAUGAUAAGAGCAAUAGAUGUUCUCAAAACAAUUAAGAAUCAUUAAUUUAAUAAACAAGAUUACUCCAUAGAAGAUUAUGAAGAAAUUAAAAAGGAGUUGAUCAUAAAAAUAUCGUGGGAUAAUAAAAUUAUAGAAUUUCUAAAAUUUUUAGUUCAUCUUACUGCAUUUGAUGAGAAAUACAUUUAGUGUGGAUCAAAUUCUCUUCAUAUGUUAAUUUAGAUGAAAGUUAAUAUAAAAACACAAUCUUUUGAAAAUAUUCGAAUUAGAGAUACUUCACUGGUAGGAGCAAAUUUAGCUAGAUGUGACUUAAGUGGAUCUGAAUUUGACAAUGUCAUUAUUAGUGGAAUGAAUUUAAAUUAAGCAACAUUAUUUAAUUGUAAAUGGAAGAACUUAAAAAUAAAUGAGUUGAUGCAAUUGAAUGGUCUUGGUGGUUAAGUUAAUUAAGUAUGCUUUACUCAGAAUGGUCAUUAAUUAGCAUCUAGUAGAGAAGGCAAUUCAUUUCACUUGUGGAAUGUUAAAACAGGAAAAAUACAGUGUGUAUUACAGGGACAUGAGGAAAUAAAAUCAGUUUGCUUCUCAAAUAAUGAUACUACAUUAGCCUUUUGCAAUGAUAAAUUUGUGUAUUUAUGGAACCUUAAAACUAGGAAAUAAAUGUUGAAAAUAAUUGGUCAUACUCGUUAGGUUAGAACAGUCUGUUUUUCUCAUGAUGGUGCUACAUUAGCAUCUGGUAGUGAAGAUAGGUCUAUCUGUCUAUGGGAUGUUAAGACAGGAUAGUAACAAGCCAAAUUAGAGGGUCAUAAAAGUUGUAUUUCUUUAGUCCGUUUUUCUCCCAAUGAUAACACAAUAGUAUCUGGUAGUUAUGACAACUCUAUUCGUUUAUGGGAUGUUUAGACAAAAUAGUAAACGGGCAGAUUAGAUGUUCUAAUUUAUUCAUUUCGAUCACUCUGCUUCUCUCCUGAUUGUAAUACAAUAGCAUUUAGUAGUUGGGACAACUCUAUCCAUCUAUGGGAUGUUAAAAUAGGAUAAUUCAAAGACAAAUUAGAUGGUCAUUAAAAUUAAGUUCUAUCAGUCUGUUUCUCUCCUGAUGGUACUACAUUAGCCUCAGGUAGUAAAGAUAACUCUAUCCGCUUAUGGGAUCUUAAGACAAGAUAAUAAGUAGUUAAACUAGAUAGUAAUUAAGAAUCAGUUUUAUCAUUCUGUUUCUCACCUGAUGGUACUACUUUAGCAUCGGGUAGUUUAGAUGGCUCUAUCCGUUUAUGGGAUACUAAGACAAGAUAAUAUUAACCUAAAUUAGAUGGACAUACAAAUUCCAUUAUGUCAGUUUGUUUCUCCCCUGAUAAUACUACAUUAGCAUCGGGCAGUUAAGAUGGCUCUAUCUGUUUAUGGGAUGCUGAAAGAGGAUAAUAAAAAAUCAAAUUGGAUGGUCAUACUGGCACUGUAUGGUCAGUCUGUUUCUCUCCUGAUAAUACUACAUUAGCAUCAGGUAGUUGGGAUGGCUCUAUUUUUUUAUGGAAUGUUAGGACAGGAUAAUAAAAAGUCAAAUUAGAGGGCCAUACAAGUAUUGUUUAUUCAGUUUGUUUCUCUUCUGAUGGCACUGCAUUAGCAUCUGGAAGUCAUGAUCAAUCAAUCUGUUUAUGGGAUGUUCAGACAGGAUAAAAAGUCUAAUUAGAUGGUCAUUAACAAUCAGUGUUAUCAGUCAAUUUCUCCCCUGAUGGUACUACAUUAGCAUCUGGUAGUAAUGACAACUCGAUCUAUUUGUGGGAUGUAAAAUCAGGAUAAUAAAAAGCUAAAUUAGAUGGUCAUACUAGCACUGUCUAUUCAGUUUGUUUCUCUUCUGAUGGAACUACUUUAGCAUCUGGUAGUUUAGAUAAGUCUAUCCGAUUAUGGGAUAUUUAGACAAGAUAAUAAAAAGCCUAAUUUGAUGGUCACACUGAUUAUGUUCGAUCAGUCAUGUUCUCCCCUGAUGGUACUACAUUAGCAUCUGGUAGUUAUGAUAAGUCUAUACGAUUAUGGGAUGUUGAAACAGGAAAAUAAAAAGCCAAAUUAGAUGGUCAUACUAGAACUGUAUGGUCAGUCUGUUACUCACCUGAUAAUACUACAGUAGCAUCUUGUAGCGAUGAUAAUUCUAUUCGUUUAUGGGAUGUUAAGGUAGGACAUUAUCUUACACCUUAUGAAAAUCGUUAUAAAGAUAUAUUAACAUAAUUUACACCCCUUAUAUUGAAAAAUCAUAUGCAUCCAGAAAAUAGUAUAUAUUUUCACUAAUAUUUAGUUCUCUGUAAUAUCACUAUUUUAAGACUUUCUUAAGGAAAUUAUUUUCAAACCUAAGGAGCAUUAAUUUUGAAAGGACAAUUCGUUAAUUCUUAAGGCAUAGAUUUAAGAUAUUUAUUUAAAUAAAAAGGCAGUUUGAUUUUAGAAUGA
Messenger RNA from Paramecium octaurelia, 2655 nucleotides. The record is from the annotation of a GenBank genome assembly. NCBI's taxonomy places the organism in Eukaryota, Ciliophora, Oligohymenophorea, Peniculida, Parameciidae.